CUGGGGCGUCGAAUAAGAGUUGCUGUUAAUACAGGCUCCCGUAGUUAAGCUAGAGGCGGUAGCCAGACAUAACGAAAUAUAAUGAGUCUCCAGUUACACGGUUGCAAAUUUGACGUAGAUCUAGUUGUUUAUACUCCCACAACUCGUAAAAUGUUUUGUACCUCCUUUGUUUUUAGGCCUAUCGCGCAAAACUGAAACCUCGAGAGAUCAUGUAUUUUUUUGCGUCUGGGAAGACAUCGAAACGAUAAUGCAGCACCAAUAUCCACUAGGAUUUGACGUAAUUCUACUCUCACUUCAUGGAAAUCUUUGAGUAGCUCAUAGGCCUACGGCAAAACUGGAACCUCGCGUCUUUAUUUGGAAACGCAUGCUCGUCUGGGAAGGAAUAUAAACGAUAAUGCAGAGUGGCGACAAUAUAUCCGAGACAACAAAUAAGUUAAGUCACGCCGUGUCUGUGUCACUAGGUUUAAGUUCGUUUGAGUUUGAUAUAGUGGAUAACGGACAGAGCGAUACAGACAACUGUCCAAAUAACCGACACAUUUUCUCUGUCUCUGAGGAAACAUCUUUAAAGUGUGGACCUAUCGCAAGGAUGACCUCAGAGUUAACUAUCCAGAUGCCAAAGAAAACGAUUGUUAAAUCAACAGAUCUCCAACAGUCGUUCGACAUAAAUCAUGACCGUUACGGACAAAAUUAUGAGGGCUUACAGACGGUGGAGCGUGAAAGGAACUGCGAAUGGAACGUGACGACGCACGAAUCGGAGACUGGCCGAGGUUUCCGUAAACAUUCGGACACGUUCGUGAAUCUUGAUAACGCACUUUCCGUCCCCUCUCUGUUUGACGAAAUAUUACCCUUAAGUCCUAGAUUUGGUAAAUACUCCCCAAUUCCGUUAUUCGGUCAAGACUCUGCGGGCGCCUGGACCGUUAAUGACCUUACUCAAAGCAGCAGCAACAAACAGUACAGCAGCAGUAUUAAAGCCGAACCAGGUCGCGAGAGACCCUGUCCGGUUGCGUGUGGAUCUUGGUUUUGUAAAUAUUGUGACAACAGAAACAGCAUGUCUCUUGGAGGAGAUACUUCCUGUCCCUGUUACUCGUACUCUGGGGGUAACUAUCAGGAUAUUGGGCAGGGUGGGGAAGAAGAGGCCCUUAUCCAGACGCAAGGUAACCAGAGUGCGAUGAUGCGUGAAAGGGGACUUCAAGUAUAUCACUCCGCUAUCAUGAGGGAGAGUUCUGGGUGGAUGGGUGCCGAAUCCAGCUUGAGGUGUGAAGGUAUUUUGCCGGUCACUGUGUAUUUCACGGACCGCCGCGUGUGUCAGGUGUGCGGAGACGACGCGUCCGGCUGCCACUACGGAGCGGUCACCUGCGGAAGCUGCAAGGUGUUCUUCAAGAGGGCUGCGGAGGGUAAGCAGAACCACCUGUGCGCCAGCCGUAACGACUGCACCAUCGACAAGCUCCGGAGGAAGAACUGCCCUUCUUGUCGCCUCCGACGGUGCUUCCUGUCAGGAAUGAGCCUCAAAGGCCGGAAGCUAAGGGGGGCCAGCCAGCUGAAAGGAGGAGUGGAGGGGGAAACCCAGGCACCAGGUACUGAAGAGAUCAAAGCGAGGGAUGAAAAGAGGGCUGGGGGGCAGCAGUUGGCCCCCAAUACCCAGCAAGUUCAAUGUGAGAUUCAAUAUUACCGCUAUGAUGCCCCCCAGGCUUUUGGCCCCACGGCCGGCCUUCACCCUUCACUCCUCAGUGUCCUGAGUUCUAUUGAGCCGGGAUUGGUCAACGCGGGCCAUGACCCCUCCCUGUCAGACUGUCCCGCCUCGUUAUUGACCAGUCUCAACGAGCUCGGCGAGAGACAACUGGUGUCUGUGGUGCACUGGGCUAAAGCCAUGCCAGGUUUCAGGCAACUACAUGUUGAGGACCAGAUGUCGGUGAUCCAGUCUUCCUGGCUUGGGGUGAUGGUGUUUGCUCUGGGCUGGAGAUCCUACACCUACACAGAUGCCAGGGAGCUCUACUUUGCCCCUGACCUCAUCUUCAACGAUCAAAGGAUGCGUGUGUCCAGUAUGUAUGAACACUGUGUCCGGUUCCGUCUGCUGUCCUCGAGGUUCUGUCAGCUCGGAGUCACCCGGGAAGAAUUCCUAUGCAUGAAGGCCCUGCUCCUCUUCAGCAUCAUCCCGGUGGAGGGUCUGAGGAAUCAACUAUGUUUUGAUGAGUUGAGGAAGUCUUACAUCAAAGAGCUGGAACGCCUGGCCAGACACAAUGAAGACACCAGUCAUACACGCCUGUUCCGGCUAACUCAACUGCUGGACUACCUGCACCCGAUUAUAAGGAAUCUGCAUCAGUUCACCUACGACUUGUUUGUCCAGGCCCAGUCUCUCCCCACCAGGGUCAGCUACCCAGAGAUGAUCUCUGAGAUUGUAAGCGUUCACGUGCCAAAGAUGCUCACAGGGCUGGUCCAGCCUAUCCUCUUCCACAAAACACCUUGUUAAUAGGUCAUCCUGUGACACUUCAUCAUGCGCCCGACUUAGACUUAGGGAGGGUUGGCUUUUAAAUGCAUUUUGAUCUAAGUAUUUUUGACAAGUUGGUAUUCAGAUUUACCUUAUGCUGUUGUGCAUCCAGCUCUGUGGGUGUGACUCCCUUGCACUCACUUAAUAAAAUCAAUUAAACUGCU
Molecule: messenger RNA, 2649 nt
Organism: Esox lucius (northern pike)
Lineage: Eukaryota; Metazoa; Chordata; Actinopteri; Esociformes; Esocidae
Product: progesterone receptor
Exons: 9
Coding region: 395-2467 (690 amino acids)
Biological process (GO): regulation of DNA-templated transcription; male gonad development
Molecular function (GO): sequence-specific DNA binding; zinc ion binding; DNA-binding transcription factor activity
Source: RefSeq, a predicted model, not a curated record